AUAUAUUUUAAUCCGUUGGGUUUAUUUUGUAACAUUCGGAUAAAUACGCGUAGGAUUUCAGAACGAGGCUGUCAAAAAAAGAUGGAUUCUGAUCAGGCUUGUCAAUCGUGAUCAAAACAAAUCAGUGACAUGUUUGCUCAUACGGUGCGGUUGUGAAAAGAAUGGGUAAAUUGUCACUACAGUAAAAAGAAUAGUUGAACUGGAGGCAAGGUGUGGGGGUGUCUUGUUAAAGAAAUUUAUCAAAAUCUGGAAUGUGAUACAUCAGCAAAGUGACAUUGUGAGAUCACUAGACCAUGUCUAUAGUAUAUAUCAGCCAUUCAUAUGACAUGUGAAAGCCUUCUCGAGAGUUUAUACAGUAUAGUACUAGUGUAUAUAUCACAUGUGAAUGAUUCAUUUCUUGGUUUGUGUGUAGGUGCACUCUUAAGUGGCAAGUCAUCAAAAAAAUAUCAGUCCUGUAUAUCAGUAUCGUACAUUAAGAUGUAUGUGUUGAAAGGUUAAGAUUAAAAAAAAAAAUUAUUGUAUAUUGAUACAUUUUAUGAAGAAAUAGAAUGGAAUAUAUUAGGGGAGUGGUAUAAGACUAUGGCUAGGAAUUAUUGCAGUGAUGGAGAUUUGGUGACACGGCAGCCGAAUUCUGUAAAUAAAGGGUGUAUUUUCUCACUGUCUACUGGUAACAUGGGUAACGAGACGGACCCAGGCGCGUCCGAGGUUAACGGCAACUAUAAGAUCGGGGAUGCCUGUAAUGAAGACAUGUACAAAUUCAAAACAAGUUCUUUGAAAACUGGGUCACGGGUAAGUUUCGCUGACCUAGACGGAGAUGGAAAUUUGAUCAAAACAUGCAGUGAAUCUGAGUUAGACACUGAGCAAAACUUAGCAGCUCUUAACUUUGGUCGGAGCUUAUCAUAUUCGGCCAUCGAGAGAACAAAGAAUAUGGAAUUAACGACGCAUUCAGGUUUUAAAAUGAAGCCAUAUGAUACAAACUCCAUUAGCUCACUUGAUCGUUUGUCAACUAGUCCCAUACAAGAGGAAGUGGCAGAAAUGUCCGAGUAUAUAAACGGUGACGAGACUGAAAUGGAUCAGGACGGAGAAUCUGAGUGUUCUGUUGCCAUGGAUACGGACAAAUCUUGUGAACAAAGUCAUCAUUCUAGUCAUUCUGUAUCUCCACCUAGAACUCACACACAAGGAAAACCGCCAUUACCUAACGGGAAAUCUAAACACAGACCUGGCUCAGGAAAACAAUCGUCAUGGUUACUAAGAUUGUUUGAGUCAAAAAUGUUUGACAUGUCCAUUGCCAUAUCUUACUUGUUCAAUUCAAAGGAGCCUGGUGUUCAGACUUAUUUAGCCAACAAGAUGUUCAGUUUUGUUGAACAUGAAGUAGAUUUCUACCUACCACAGUUGUUAAACAUGUACAUUCACAUGCACGAUGUUGCUGAGGCUGUCCAUCCUUAUGUUGUUAACAGAUGUAGAAAUAGUGUGGAGUUUUCUGUGAAGUGUGUGUGGUUAUUGAGUGCCUUCUCUGCCGAUGUGUUGAAGCCAACAUGGAAGACGUCACAGGGUCUCAAACUUAGGAACAUGAUUCUAAAUGAAGAGCUAAGUCAUCAUAGUCAUAAACAUGGACAUCGACGGAAUCAGUCACACCAUAUAACAUCGAGCAGUCCCCUGAAUACCAGCCUGAAUAACACAUUGUCACCGUCUGGCAAGAAAACUCAUACAAGAUCACGCUCUGAUGCUACAGGUAUAUAUAUAAAGCAAGGUAACAGUCACUCUACUAAUACUCUCCACAACUAUGCCUGUGGGGAUCUGGCAUCAGGAAGAGCUUUUGACAGUGGUUGUCAUUGUCAUCAGAGUUCCGAGGGCGUGAAAAAUGACCUGACGGGGAAGGAGGUUCCUUGUCAUUGUGGGGCACCAAGACUUACUCCGCAGAUAGAGUUUAUCAAGGCAUUGAUGAGUAUAGGAACAAGAUUACAGCAGCUACCUACAAAAGAACUCAGAGGAUCAAGGUUAAUGGCUGAGCUUGCGAUGUUAAAUCUGAACUUACCUGCACGAGUUUGGUUACCCACGGCACAGUUUAAUCACCAUGUUGUAAGAAUACCUCAUACACAAAGUGUUGUACUCAACUCAAAGGAAAAGAGAUAUAAUUUCUAUGCUUUUCCAACAUUUCAGUUACAUAUGUCAAUGAAGAGUGUGAAAUCAUGUGACUCUAUCUCCCAGUUCUCUAUAGAGAGUUCUACAAGUGGGGACAGUAAGGACCCGGUGUAUAUAGCUGCUGGUGAUAUAAGACGACGACUCUCUGAAAAUAUCUCUGCACCAAAGGGCAAAUUACAGAGAGAUCCAGAAGACCCGUCUGCGGCUGCUCUCAAGGAACCAUGGGAGGAGAAAAUGAUGAGAAUAAGGGAGUCAUCACCGUACGGUCAUCUACAUAACUGGAGAUUGAUGUCAGUAAUUGUAAAAUGUGGCGAUGAUUUGAGACAAGAAUUAAUGGUGUACCAGGUGUUAAAACAACUACAGGCAUUUUGGGAGUUGGAGCAUGUACCACUCUGGAUACGACCGUACAACAUCGUUGUUACGUCUAACAACAGUGGUAUGAUAGAGCCCGUGUUGAACGCAGUCUCCCUACAUCAGAUCAAGAAACACAGCAAGCUUACACUCCUACAGUACUUCGAGCACGAGUUCGGUCCACAGAAUAGCGAAGAAUUUCUCACGGCCCAGAAAAACUUUGUGCAGAGUUGUGCCGGAUAUUGUCUUGUGUGUUAUUUAAUGCAGGUUAAAGACAGACAUAACGGUAAUAUUUUACUGGAUUCUGAGGGGCAUAUCAUACAUAUAGAUUUUGGAUUCAUUUUGUCUACAUCUCCUGGUAAAAAUCUAGGAUUUGAAAAUUCAGCCUUUAAACUGACACACGAAUUUGCAGAGGUGAUGGGUGGAGAAGGAAGUGACAUGUUUGAGUAUUUCAAGAUUCUGAUAUUACAAGGUCUCGUAGCUUCAAGGAAACACAUGGACAAGAUUAUCCCCCUUGUUGAGAUCAUGCAAACAGGUUCACAGCUGCAGUGUUUUAGUAAGGGCGUUAGUACAAUUAGGGCAUUAAAAGACCGAUUUCACCUCACUACAACAGAGGAACAAUUACAAUUAUUAGUGGAUAACAUGGUGGAAUCAAGUUUAAAUUCUCUUACAACAAAACUGUAUGACGGUUUUCAGUAUUUCACAAAUGGAAUAUUGUGAUGAUAAAAGGAACUUUAACUCUAGGUAGACCAUUUAGUCAAGUAUACAAUAGAUGGACAAAGGAAACAGCCGAAAAAAUCAACAGUAUUGUAAACGAGUGUGCUUUGUUCAACGAUAAGCUUGUUAAUUUAUGAUUGUGGUCUUAUAACUGUUACUCUGCGGAUGGCAACAGAUUUUACUAGUGCUGACCAAGGUCAAAGGGCACAUCCGUGCCAUCUAAUCUUGAUCGGCACUGUUCUCUAUUCAGUCAGCAAACAUUUUGGAAAGUUUCCCUAACAGAUUAUGAAUAGUAAUGACCAGUUAUGUCCAGUUUGAAUGAUGGACAUGUCCAUUUAAGAUAUUUAACUAGAUAAAUGUUACUGCUUCGAAUGCAGAGUUGUGACUUAUAGCCGCUUUUUAAGGUAUUUAGCGGUGAAACGGUUAUAUGGUUGGUAAUAAGACAAGAUAUUGUGAUAAAUGGUAAAAAAGCAGUUAUUGCUGGUGGCUGAGUUAAUGGAACGAUUUUGUGAUGUUAUUUUUUCGUGGUUAUAAUUUACUUAUAUCAAUGCAAUGAAUGAUGUUUUUUUUCAAUGAAAAUUUGAAAAUAGUCAAAACAUUUAGUCAUGAACAAUUAUUAUUUGAAUGUAUAUAAUUCUGAGGCAUUGUAGCAAAUAUGAAUUUAUGAUUUUAUGUUUUUACAUCACAUCAAGAAGUUAUUUUUAUGUUUACUCCAAUCAUUUUAUUCAGACUUCACUCUGAAACACCCAUCAAUUAGUGCUUUAAUUAAAAAGAAACGAAAAAAAUAUAUCAUGAAAUUUAAUUUAUAUAGAAUAAUUGAUUAAACACUGUUUGUUCAUAAAUUCAACAUUGAUUACGGCAUAAAUUGUUCUUGGUACUCACAAACUGGUGUAUGUAUGCCAUAGAUCAGACUGUUUAUCUAUGAAAUUAACUACUACUUCUCAUACAUAAAGUUUGCUGUUUAUUUAUGAAUUGGCUAUUUGUUAAUUCUGAUAUAGGGCUGUUUAUUCAUGAACUGAACUACUGUACUUAUGAAUAAAUACUCAGUGCUUUAUUCAUGAAUUUAUAAUGCUGUAUUUAUAAAUAAACGGUGCUUAAUUUAUGAAUUCACAAUGCUUUAUUUGUAAUACAACAGCAUUUUGUGUAAUAAAUUGAGGCUGAGUUUUAAAUGACCUUAUAUGUAUAUUGUAUGUGCAGCCUACCCCAGUAACUCUGUGAUUUUAUGUUAUAAAUGGCCAGUUUGUAAAUGAUUUUUUUUUUUUUCAAAAAAGUUUUUUUUUUCAUACCAAUCUAAUGAAUUGUGUAAAAAUUUGACUUGUUUUAUUUCAAUGAUAUAGUUUUCUGAAGUACUAGUACCCUGUGUAUUGAAAUAAGUUUAAAUUUAUAUUUUAUAAGAGUGAAAACAUUUUAGUAAAGAAGCAUAAAAAUUCAGUUACGAUAAAUAUUUUACCAUUCUUUACGAAGAAGUUCUAGUGUCAGACAGGAGCAAUGGAGAACAAUGGAAGUGAAAUAUAGAUUGUCAAAUCAAAUUUAUAACUCAGUCUAUGAAAAUUUAAUUUAAAAAGGUUAAUGGACUAUCAGACACUUCUCUUUAAGUUAUUAACAACCAAGUAAGGUGCUUUUCAAGGAAUACACUUUAUUCGAGUAAAAUUUGUUUUAAAGUAAUUAAGAUAAUCACCUAAAGAUCACCUAAAUCUUGGCAGUAUUACAAGAGUUUAACGCUAUGUACUUUAUCCAAAAGAUACAUGAUUUCUCCACUGUGGUUUCCAGUAUUGUGGUUUCCAGUAUUGUGGUUUCCAGUAUUAUAGUGUAAAACUUAAUCGUAGUCUAAACUUAAGAAAGAAAUGGCCACAUAGUUCGUUUCUUUAAAGAUUGUUUUUUUUUACCUGUCCAUGUUGAGCUUUUAGGUUUGCCCUAAGUGCCCUUGUGAUAAAUCAAUUUAUGGCUAUUAUAAUCACAAUUCUGCUAGUGAUAUGGGACCAUAUAUGCCAAGUUCUGUGAGUUUGUAAUGAAGAAAUAGUCGGGCUCCUGUUUUACUAUAAAGCACUGAGAAGUGUUUAGCGGGCUUUCAUAUUUGUUGGUUCAGAAAUAGACUUUAUAUGUCAUGUUUAUGUCAACAAUUUUGAAACAGUUAAACAAAUUCAAAAUAAAGUUACUUGAAUUCAUAACAAUAAUAAAAAUCUAUGAUGAUUAUUCAUCACCUGUGAAAAAAAAAAUGCAUUAAAUUUUUAUGUUAUUUAAAUAAUGUCAAAUCCUCAUCUGUAUAUAUCACCACUUUAGUGCAAUAACUGAUUAACUUCUCUUAAAUUUAGAAAGACUUAUUCCGUUACUGCACUAAGGUGACAAUAUGUGAUAUUUACUGUACCUCAACUAUAAUAUCAUAAUUACCCAAGCAUUUGUAAAUCACAUGAUUUUGACCUUUGGUUUAUACAGAAUUUACUUAAGUUCGAUUGUGUAGGAAGCUAGAAGCUUAUAGACGCACUUUCCAAUCUGUUCCUGGAACCAACCAGUACUGAGCAAUUAGUGUAAAGUUUCUUGCACAAGGAAACAAUGACUUGCACCUGACGGGGUUUGAACCCAUGUGGCUAGCGAUCAUUUACGUUUGAUUACUUGUCUGACAAAUUAAAUACUCAGCCAUGUUGCCACUUUUGAAAUUUUAAGCUAUAAUACUUAAAUUUGGACUCUAACUACAAAUUUGCAUGUGGCAUUAAAGUUUAAUAUACUAAAUUUCUUGAACAUGACCCAGUGAUAACCUAUUUCUGUACUUAUAUAUAGAAAAGUAUGACCUUUUCCAGCUAUAGUAUUCAGGUUAGCGAGCAGAACAAUCCUGGUCCUCUUGCUUAUUUUUUUCAGCCACCCAAGUUUUCAAGAUAAGGUAUAAUUUUACUAUGUCAGAUAAUAUAGAAUAUAAAAAACAAUGCUGUAAGCAAUAUUCUUUUUGU
This is a messenger RNA of Ruditapes philippinarum (Manila clam), 6152 nucleotides long. RefSeq names its product phosphatidylinositol 4-kinase beta-like. Gene Ontology annotation, molecular function: 1-phosphatidylinositol 4-kinase activity. Gene Ontology annotation, biological process: phosphatidylinositol phosphate biosynthetic process; phosphatidylinositol-mediated signaling. The transcript is spliced from 14 exons. The coding region runs from base 580 to 3213 and encodes 877 amino acids. Lineage: Eukaryota; Metazoa; Mollusca; Bivalvia; Venerida; Veneridae. Gene Ontology annotation, cellular component: cytoplasm; membrane. The record is from RefSeq and is a predicted model, not a curated record.